UCCGAGGCUCAGAUCGCUGAAGCAGUCUGGUUCUGGAGGAGAGUAAUAUGGUACCUUAACGACUAAUUCAUUCAGCGGCCUUUUUUCUUUUUUAAAAUCUUCGUUUCUGUUUAGUCACCGAUUGAAAACUCGAUCAGAAGCAGCGCACGAACAGGAAGCUGGUCUUAAUAAAAGACGGGAUUUAUUUAGAAACAGAAGCAGCCGAUCGGUAAGCCCCCCGCAGCCAUGGAGAUCGUCACGCAUUUAAUCAACGACACCAUAGAGUUCUACAAAUGGACCCUGACUAUUGCAGACAAGCGAGUGGAGAAAUGGCCUCUGAUGGACAACCCCCUUCCCACGCUGGCCAUCAGCACCUCCUACCUGCUCUUCCUCUGGCUGGGGCCCAAAUACAUGAAGAACAGAGAGGCCUUCCAGCUCCGCAGGACCCUCGUCGUCUACAACUUCGGCAUGGUUUUCCUCAACUUCUUCAUCUUUAAAGAGCUGUUCAUGGCAGCGCGAGCAGCAAGAUACAGCUACAUUUGUCAGUCUGUGGACUAUUCAGAUGACCCCAAUGAAGUCAGGAUGGCAGGAGCACUGUGGUGGUAUUUCGUCUCUAAGGGCAUUGAGUAUCUGGACACGGUGUUUUUCAUCCUGAGGAAAAAAUUCAACCAGGUGACCUUCCUGCACGUCUACCACCACUGCAGCAUGUUCACGCUCUGGUGGAUCGGCAUCAAAUGGGUGGCAGGAGGACAGUCCUUCUUUGGUGCACACAUGAACGCACUGAUCCACGUCUUGAUGUAUUUGUAUUACGGCUUGGCCUCCUGCGGACCUAAAAUCCAAAAAUACCUGUGGUGGAAGAAGUACCUGACCAUCAUCCAGAUGAUUCAGUUCCACAUCACCAUCGGCCACACCGCCCUCUCCCUCUACGUCAACUGCGACUUCCCCCACUGGAUGCACUACUCCCUCAUCUGCUAUGCCAUCACCUUCAUCGUCUUGUUCGGCAACUUCUACUACCAGACUUAUCGUCGCCAGCAGCCUGCGCGGCGCGAUGCCUCCUCUUCCUCCAAGGCGGCGAAGGCCCUGUCCAACGGCAACCUGAACGGCUUCAACAAAGCUGCGAACGGAGCGACGCUGAUGGGGAGCAAAGAGGAGAAGCCCCAGGAGAACUCUGGGAGGAGAAAGAGGAAAGGACGUGCCAAAAGAGAUUAGAGGAAGAGGAUGGGGGUGGGGGGAGGAGACAGGUGAGGUGGUGACCUUACUUUGGCUUCUAAGUUGCUAAAACACGACAGACUUCAUUUGAGGACGAAUUAACUGCAUGGGUGUGUUCGAGUAAGGUUGAUUUCUUUGAGCCAUGAUCUGAGUUGUUGUAGAUAAAGUACUAGACUGAUCUUUAUUGAGAGGAAGUUGAUUUGUUAGCAGUAAGAUGACCAUUCUCACCAAUUAUCCACGACAAAGUAGUAGAAUUUGGAAUAGAUUGUAGUAUUCCUGCUCCUUAUUGAGAUGCCAAGCGUCUGGUACCAACACAAGAUGGGGGGAUAUGUAGCGACAAAACCCCGAGGCUGAACAUGAAACAGACCGGCUUGUUUACUGCUGUAACCAACAAGCAAUGCUGGAUGGAGACAGGAAUACUGAAUUUACACAAACGUGAUGUUCUCCUUGAUGUAAAAAUGAAAAUAAUGAACGCUAUAAUUUCAUUUCAGCCAAGCUUGUUUAACUUUAAGUCUACAGGCUCUUUUACUGGCUUUUCUGUGUUUGAUUGUACAGUAUUUUAUUUGCUUUAGAACAAAAACCUCUCACUACUGAGCCACCAUGCGAUAUCACACAGUUGUAGUCUAAAUAUGGACAAUAAUAAACCAAUAUCAAGAGAUAAUACAUAAAAAAAAUUAUGAUUUUGUUCCAUCGACAUUAUAAGAUGGAAUAUUGAUCAGCUGCAGCUCAAAUGGGGUCAGUAUGCUUAUCGUUUUGUUUGUAUAUAACUCAUUUUGUAUAUCCAUACCUGUUUGUCAUGUGAUGAAGUGUAACAAAUAUCCAGAGAAAUGAUGGAUCUGAUGGUAUUUUGUGUUUUGUCCCUCUGACAGAAGAGAUUUGUUGUUGCAGGUGUUUACUUGUCUUUUCUAGCAUAUCCUCAAUGAACUUGUCUGUCUCAGAUGCUGGAGAAAACAGAUGUUUUUGGGUUUCAGAUUUCCUUUUUUUCUUUGUCUUUAUAAAAAAACAGCAACUGCAGAGCCAGCAGCGUAUAUCCACUUAUUGUUAACAUCAUUUAGCACUGUUUUCUUAAAGAACACACCUUUACGUUUUCAAAGAAAUGUCUUUCUGCAGCUUUUAUGCCCUGAACUGACUUGAAUGUGAUUUUAUCUGAUUUAGAGGGGAAAUGGAAAGGGCACUCGAUUCAAAAAGAUACACAUGAGGUGACAGUGUAUCUUAUGCUACUGUAAAGGAUCUGGUUGUUGUGCCUGUAACAUACAAGUUAGAGAUUAUCAUUCAGCUACGAAUCAGCAAAUCCUGCUUUGUGACAGCAACCAACCGAUGUAUUUUAUUGUUAUUUAUUGAUUAUUAUUAAUUAUUGUUAUGUAAGUACAAAUUUUCAUCUAGCUGAAAGUGCUUCUCUUUGUAUUUGUUUUAUUUUUGUGAUGUACAUAAUUCAUUGUGAUAUUUUGUACUCCGCACAUGUUAGUGUUGUAUGUCCACCACAUUUCUGCAUUUUAUUUUAUUUGUUUUUUUGUAUCAUGUCUUUAAACUUUCCUCCGAAUAAAACAAUCUGAAUGCCUGGACAACUUC
Austrofundulus limnaeus is the source of this 2757-nucleotide messenger RNA. It is a transcript of the gene elovl4a, whose product is annotated as ELOVL fatty acid elongase 4a. The transcript is spliced from 7 exons. Gene Ontology annotation, molecular function: fatty acid elongase activity. Gene Ontology annotation, cellular component: endoplasmic reticulum; endoplasmic reticulum membrane. Gene Ontology annotation, biological process: sphingolipid biosynthetic process; fatty acid elongation, saturated fatty acid; fatty acid elongation, polyunsaturated fatty acid. Lineage: Eukaryota; Metazoa; Chordata; Actinopteri; Cyprinodontiformes; Rivulidae. Bases 226 to 1188 code for a protein of 320 amino acids. The record is from RefSeq and is a predicted model, not a curated record.